UGCACCUUUGUUGUAUUUGAGUUGACGUUCAUUAAAGUAUUUAUAAGAAUUGUAUAUAGUGUUUUAAUAAACGAUUGUGAGAAUAAAAGUUCGAUAAUGAUCAUAAAUGAUCCAGAUGCUUUCAAAACUUGGCUCACUGCCAUUCUAGAACCUCUUUGUGAUGCUGAUCCCAGUGCUCUUGCCAAAUAUGUAUACGCUCUUUGUAAAAAGGAUCGUACUGAGAGUGAACUUAGGGAAUCAAUGCUUGAUCAGCUAGAUGUAUUUUUACAAACAGGUACAAAGCCAUUCGUGGAAAAGUUAAUGAGAACACUCGAGACACAAGACUUUCGGUUGCCUUCACCUGAUGUGGUGACGAUAAAAGAGGAAAAAUUGUCGCCUAUAAAGAUUUCUAGCUCGGGUUCUUCAGUUCCAUCACCAGUCGCGUCAACAAUAGAAGCGGCCACGCCACCUCGAGAGACUAGUCCAGCGUCACCCACGCCUACGAAUCAGGAUAAAGCUUCCAAUCAGCUCGCUAAGGUUACCGAACAAAAAAAUGUAAAUAAAAUAUCCCCCUCAAUACGUAAAGAUAUUUUACAGCAUUCAAUAAAUACUAUUGUAAUUAAGAAAGAAAGGGAAACAUCUAAAGAAAAGGACGCAGUCUCAUUAAAUACAGAUUAUAUAAAUGGUUCAAUAAAGAAAGAACGGGAUUCCCGGAAAAAUGAAACGGAACGAGACGACCGUAGAAGACACAGAUCUAGAACAAGGUCGAGAUCUCGAUCUUGGGAAAGAUCAAGGAGAUCCAGAUCACGUGACAGAAGAGAACGCGACAAAUCCCGUCAAUGGAGAAACAAAUCUCCUCCAACAAUCGGGGCAACAGGGCACGCACCCCCCUCACGUAGAUAUCGACCCAGUCCUCCCCCACGAGGAGGUCGUUUAUCAGGGAAUAACAGGUCCAGGUCUGGUAACAGAUAUAGAAAUAGAAGUCCGUCACCUCCGCUGAGAUCGAGGCAUUCAAAACCUAGAGAUGACAGAAAUUCAAGAUCGCGAACAAGAAGUAGGAGUCGAAGUAGGACUACGGAUAGAGAUUUGCUUUCUGGGCCAGCAACUCCUACUCAGGAUUCUAAUCAUGGUGAACCAGACUUGCGUUUAGGUAGCACUGCUCAAUCAAUUCAGUCAGUAGUUCCAUUAAAAUCGUUGAGUCAACGGUGUAGAGACUAUGACGAGAAAGGCUACUGUAUGAAGGGAGACUUGUGUCCAUAUGAUCACGGAGUUGAUCCUGUGAUACUCCAGGAUGUUAACCUGCCAGGAGUAUUAGCUGGAUUUGCGCCUAGUACAAAUACAGAUGUGUCCGUACCAGUACCUGGAACUGUUCCUCCGCCGCCUCCACAACAGCCAGUUCUACCAAGGAUAGCACCGCCACCUCACUCUGAAUAUAAUCCUGACGCCCCUGCAAUGUGGCAUCCAGGACAACCACCACGUAACGCUCCUCCACCACCCCCCGCCGCUCCCUUCAUUCGCCAAGGCGGCCCUCGCUACCCACCUCAUGGUGCUACUCACCCACCACCUCAUAUGUUUGGAGGUCCAGCUCCACCAUUUGCCUAUGGAGGACCGAGACCACCGCCACCACCAACAAGAGAACUAAUAGCUGUGCCUGUAGUUGACGACGUCAGCAGGGCUGGAGGUGAAGUAGGUGGUAGUAGGGGACCAAAGCGAGCAAUAGAGGCGGAGUCGAUUGAAAGCUUGCCAAAGAGGAAAGGGCAGUUCGACUUCAAUCGUUUAGGACCUCCACGCGGUGCUAUGAGGCCCAGUAGUGCUUUAGAACUGAAGAAAGUUCCCAGGGGUCUAAACACAAUUGAACACUUAAAUAAUCAUUUUUCCAGAUUUGGAAAAAUAGUUAAUAUUCAGAUAUCUUAUGAAGGAGAUCCAGAAGGAGCAAUAGUGACGUUUUCAACCCAUGCUGAAGCUAAUGCUGCAUAUAGAAGCACUGAAGCAGUGCUAAAUAAUAGAUUUAUAAAAGUCUUCUGGCAUAAUCCAGAGACGAAGAAUGAGCAAACUGUGCCGCCAAUUCAAGCUUUUCAUCCCAUGCCUGGUAUGACACAUAAUCGACAGAUGAUUAAAGAUAAUACAGGUGGUGGUGCUGUCGGCCAGCCCAACUCGCCAUUUGCUGCAGCUGUAACCGUUAAAGAUACUGCGGCAACAGCCACUGGUGGUGGUGCUGCUUUUCCUCCAACUACGCAUCCUACUGCCAAUAGAGGUGAAGCUGGUGGAGCUCCUGCUACGGAUGCAAAGGCUCAAGCUAUUUCGGCUAUACAAAAAAACCAAGCAGCAUUGGCUGCACAGCACGCUCUUAGGAAAAAGAAAGAGGAAAGUCGAAAAGAGGCUUUAGCAAUAGCAAAGGGGCUAUCAAAACGUAAGCAAGAUCUUUUACAAGGCCAACUGAAACAGCAAAGGCUGUUAAUAGAAAGAUUAGAAAAAGCUGAGAAUCAAUCUCAGAGAGAUAUGCUUAUGACUACAAUUAAAACGGUACAAGAAUCGAUUGAGAAGCUGCAAACAGAAAUAAAAGCCGCACGGGAUUCGAUUAUUAAUACUACGAAUCCUGCUGCAUCUGCAAAUCUAAGUGCUAAGCCUGGGGUAAAACCAAAUAAAUUAACUAAGGAACAGGCACAGAAAGAAAUAUUGGAUGCUGAGUUAGAGAUCUUCACUAAACAGCAAUCGGGUGCCGAUAUUUCGGCAUUGCAGAGAAAAGUCGUUGAACUUAGAGCUCAAGUGCCAUAUCUUAAGGCUAGCUUCCCCAGAGGACGUGGCGGUUAUAGAGGAGGUGCAAAAGGUCCACUUGGAAGGAUGCCACAUCAUGUAACAAGUGUUGAUAGGCGCCCAACUAAGCUUUUGGUUACUGGAUUUGAAAGGGACGAAGCUGAUCAUGUUGUUGAACACCUUAAGUGGUUCCCUGACAUACAAGUUUAUUUCGUACCGCAACCACGCUCAAAUUUGGAGAGGUCUCCUGAAUAUUUAUUAGAACCCACCACACCUGCCCUGAGUGUACGUUUUGCGAUUAGAGUCCAGGCGGAACAUGCCAUGGUGAGAGGACAACACUUCAGGGAAAAGCUGCUGUCUAUGACAUGGAUUUCAGAGAACAACAAACCUGACAAAGCAAAGUCUUCUGAUUCUGUUAACCAUACAAAAAUUAAGAGAACUAGUCUAAAUUCAAAUAACAAAACAGACUCGAAUGAUGAUAUUGGUGAUCCUUCAUUGGACAUAGACGACAGCUUUUUUAAUGACCUAGCUGGUAACGAUCUGGAGCUACAGGGAGGCGCUGAAAGUGACAAUGAGCAAAUGAAAUACAUCGCUUUUGAGGAGUCUCUUCUGCAGGAAGAAGAUGAAGAUGAUGAAGAAACAGAAGACAGGUCAUGGCGACGUUAGGAAUUUGAAUUUUAAAAAACUAUGAGAAACCAAAUAUUUAUCGGUGGUCAAUUUUGCUAGAAAAUUAUUUAUACAUUUGUUAUAGAUGCGCAUUCAAGAAAUGUCCUAGUGGCAUUUUCUAAAUUCGGUGCACUUUAUUUUUUUUUUUUUUCAAAUUUUUUUAACUAAAUUUUUAGAA
This is a messenger RNA of Ctenocephalides felis (cat flea), 3577 nucleotides long. It is a transcript of the gene swm, whose product is annotated as zinc finger protein swm. Gene Ontology annotation, biological process: mRNA processing. Gene Ontology annotation, cellular component: nucleus. The coding region runs from base 97 to 3399 and encodes 1100 amino acids. NCBI's taxonomy places the organism in Eukaryota, Metazoa, Arthropoda, Insecta, Siphonaptera, Pulicidae. The transcript has 21 exons. Gene Ontology annotation, molecular function: RNA binding; metal ion binding. The record is from RefSeq and is a predicted model, not a curated record.